GCCGUCACUGCCUCGAUGUUCCAGCUGCCUAUCUUGAAUUUCAGUCCCCAGCAAGUGGCCGGGGUAUGCGAGACGCUAGAGGAGAGCGGCGACGUGGAGCGCCUAGGUCGCUUCCUCUGGUCGCUGCCUGUGGCCCCUGCGGCCUGCGAGGCGCUCAACAAGAAUGAAUCCGUGCUGCGCGCGAGAGCCAUCGUGGCCUUCCACGGUGGCAACUACCGCGAGCUCUACCAUAUCCUGGAAAACCACAAGUUCACCAAGGAGUCGCACGCCAAACUGCAGGCGCUGUGGCUCGAAGCGCAUUACCAGGAGGCUGAGAAGCUGCGAGGACGGCCCUUGGGGCCGGUGGACAAGUACCGCGUGAGGAAGAAGUUCCCGCUACCGCGCACCAUCUGGGAUGGCGAACAGAAGACACACUGCUUCAAGGAGCGCACGCGGCACCUGCUUCGGGAAUGGUACCUGCAGGACCCAUACCCCAACCCCAGCAAAAAGCGUGAGCUCGCCCAGGCAACCGGACUGACCCCUACGCAGGUGGGCAACUGGUUCAAAAACCGCCGACAAAGGGACCGGGCGGCUGCAGCCAAGAACAGGCUUCAGCAGCAGGUCCUGUCGCAGGGCCCCGACCGGGCGCUAAGGGCCGAGGAAGAGGGCACGCCCGAGGUGCUGGGCACCGCCGCCAGCCCGGCCGCCAGCCUAUCCAGCAAGGCAGCCACUUCUGCCAUCUCCAUCACGUCCAGCGACAGCGAGUGCGACAUCUGA
Kogia breviceps (pygmy sperm whale) is the source of this 756-nucleotide messenger RNA. It is a transcript of the gene SIX6, whose product is annotated as SIX homeobox 6. Gene Ontology annotation, biological process: regulation of transcription by RNA polymerase II; eye development. The record is from RefSeq and is a predicted model, not a curated record. Gene Ontology annotation, molecular function: RNA polymerase II cis-regulatory region sequence-specific DNA binding; DNA-binding transcription factor activity, RNA polymerase II-specific. NCBI's taxonomy places the organism in Eukaryota, Metazoa, Chordata, Mammalia, Artiodactyla, Physeteridae. Gene Ontology annotation, cellular component: nucleus; transcription regulator complex.